AAACAUCAAAAAUAUUUUGUGAAGAAGGCCUGUUUGUGCUUUUAGUAGUAUGGACAUGCUGGGGAAAAAAAAAUCAAUAGGCCUAUCUGUCUCGUUUUUGUUGGGGGUGAAAUACCACAUAAUAGUUGAAAUGUAAGUAAUGCUGCUACUGAAAGAAAGGUUUGAUAAAUGUGUGCAUUUUAUUAUUAUUAUUUAAAUUUUGGGGCCAUCAUCUCGCGAUCUCGUCUUCAAUCCGGAAUCUAUUCCCUUCUCUGGUUUCGGAAUAUAUUCAUUACAAGGACAAAGGUCAUGUUCAGCAGCUGAAGCCAUUAAGAUGGCGCAUCAUGAAUGGAUGUACAGGGAAAAGAGCUGAUGCUAUUAAAUGACAGGUGAAGGUCUCCGAAGAAAACAUUUUAAAGCAUGCCGAAGCGGAAGAAUCAUCACACAGACGAUCCAGAGGGAGACCAGACGAUUCCGCUCCCGAUCCAGUCGUUUUUCUGGAGACAAACAAGCCCUUUCAUACGUCCAAAACUAGGAAAGCUUUGUGAAGCUGCUUGUGUAUCUCUGGAGAGGGUGGUGGUACAGAACAUUCUGCAUGGCCUGUCCCCCAGCCUUUGUGAAGCUAUACAAAGUGUCCCCAGAUGGAAGGUUAUACAGGCAGCAUUCCCCCAUGUCAUGCACGCAUGUUCAGCUCUCAUUCAGCAGUGUAAACAGGCUGAUCAGGAUACCCAGUUUGGUCCCAGUGAAGUGAAGCUGCUGUACAUUCUACACUGGAUCAUUCUGGAUGCAGCCUCGGAGUGUGAAGACAUGGAGACAGACCCUUCCAGAAAUGGUGUUUCAGUACAGCUGCACUCACUCUGUACCGUGCAGCUUCUGGUGUAUCUCUUGGCUCCAGUGAUCCAUCUCCUGAGGGAUUCAGACUUUCAGACCCUGAAACUAGAGAAUGGUCUAAGAUUCUGGCAGCCAUUAUGGGACUAUAGACAACCUGACAUACCAUGCUUCUCCACUCCCGUCAAACCACAAAGAAACAUCCUCAAAGCUCAACGUAACCUGCUCAAAGUCAACACCAAUGCUGCAAAUAUCUACAUUGGUAAAGGCACUUCCAGAGAGAAUCUCAAUUUCUUGCAUGAGCGACACUGUGCUAGUCGCAAGUCCAGUUUCAACGAUCAACACUCUGUACAUGCCCCUCUUGCCAGAUGGAGUGAUAUAUGCCCUCUUUCCACUGCAGACUCUCACUCCAUUAACAUGGAAGUGUUGUGUGAACACUGUAACAAUGUCAUAUCAAGCAGAGAGUCAGAAGAAAGGACUUGUCACUGCAACAGAAAAGAAAGCACAGAGACCUUUACAUUUGAACCCAACUUGUUUAAUUUUCAGAUGAUGUCUUCAGUAGAUGAGGAGUUGGUAAAGCAGAGACUAGCUAGUGCAGUUACCAGUGGAAUCCGCGGCCCCACUGCUCCAGACAUACUGAGUGCUAGCUACUUUGACAUUGCAGUUUUGCGCUGUUUGUUCAGCUUGCAUUGGUCCGAGGAAGGUGUUUUCUGGGGUUUGAAGUAUGUGCAUCAGAGGCUGUUGGAAGUUUGUGAUGAGUAUGUUAGAAUGGAUUACUCUGAACGAGAGAGAAGUCAUUCCUUGCCAUUCCAAGACAUUAAGCUUUUAAGAAGUCAAAGUACCCAACUACAUGGAAAUGAAAAAUCCUUUGGGAAACUAAAGAGUGGGUUGAAGAAACCCUCCUCCAGAUUAGAAACAAUUCCAAGUGCAGGAGAAAUCUCGCCAUCACUGGAACAUAAAAUGGAGGUAAAUCGAGAAACAAAUGUUGGAGGUGAACAAACUUUUAAAAAGAUGAAAACAAUUGCCCCAGAAGACCGUAAAAGCCAAAAUACUAAAGACAAGAAACCCACAUUUUACUUAGCAGGGUCUCCAUCAAAAGAAGAUACUCAGUACAAUCAACUGACCAAUGAAUUCUUGAACUUCGAGAAAAUGAGGAAAAAGGGAACAAGGUAUAAUGAGAGGAUUUAUGAACACUACCUAUCAAAGAAGGACGACUCGUCAAGUGCAGCCACCAUGUCUACACAGGACUUGGAUGUUGAUCCCAGUAAUAAAGGUCACAAGUCAGUUUCAUUCCCACCCUCUCUUACUAAACGGGAGAUAACUGAUGCCAAACUUAAACAUCCAGGUUCUGACCAUGAUUCAUUGAUGACCAGUAGCCGCAGUUCCACCUCGUCCUCGCAGCUUGGGGAUUCUAGUCAUGCAGAGACAAGGACAGGGACCGAGGGAAGGUCAGAUGUGAUGUCAUCGGAGGAUGAGAAACAGAAGCCAAUGAUAAUGGUGACUGAGCAUGGUGUAUGGGAUCGACAGAGGAUUAGGAACACAGUCAGUAAGCCACCAGAGUCAGCAAAUGGAAUCAGAGACAGGAAAGGUGAUAUUUUUGAGAGGAAUAAUGCUGGUUGCUUGAAAGACACUGCCCACAGAGAGAAAGUCUCAGCCAUAUUUUUCUUAGAUGACCAAAAUCAGCAGCAAAGAAAAGAGAAAGAGGGUUCGAUUCCCCGUAGUAUGACAGACUCUGAUAUUAACUACAACCAUGAGGAGGAGGUUCACGAGGUGUCGGGAUCAGUUUACUAUACACAGGACAAUGGCCACCUGAAUUAUAAAGUCAUACUGCAGGCCAUUCACUUUAUUGCUCUGAAUCAGGCCACACCCAAGGUGUGUGAGGUGCUAUUGAAUGUCAUUAAUUGUUUACUAGACCUGGAAGUUAUAGAGAGGAAACAAGAUGUAAAACCACCGGAAUCUCCAGAGAAUAAGAAGAACGAGGGAGACAGUACCCAGAGCACAGCCUCAGAUUUAUCACAGGAACAGACAGCUCACAGUCUGGCCAUGGACAGCUUGUUAAGCAUUUUUAAGGCUCUUGGGUGUCCUAAUGGAUGUGGCGAUGGAUUGAGGGGUAGUUAUGGAGACCACCUAAGGUUGAAAGGUCACCAGUGUCUGCAAAGACUACAACAAAUCAACUCAGUUUUGUUUAAAGUCUACCUGAAAGAGACGGUGGAGAAAUGCCCAAUACAAGAGACCGUAGAUUUCCUGCAUGCUUUACUGGGAUUCUGCACUGACCCUACAUUGAUUCUACAACAGACUCAAGGCCAGGCAGAAAGGAAGAAGUCAUGUUCCCAGGCGGAGACCCCAGUGAAUGGGUUCCAUAACAACUUUGGCCACAGUAUUGGUGGUGUGGGCCAUCGAGGGGAGGAAGGUGUGCUGAUAGCCAAUAUACUCAAACCGUUUGUCUCCAAAUGUGUGGAAAAUGCCAGAGAACUGUAUGGAAGUGACAACAUAUGUGUAUUUUGUGACAUCCGCCAGUUUAUGGCAUAUGUGAAAGAGAUUCAUGGAGGCACAUUCAGACGGGUGGAACUGAGUGGAUUGUUGGACUCCGCAAUGAAGCUGAAAAAGCAAGAAAAAGAAUCUAAAGUCAGAUCCUCACUAACCAUUAGGAGAACGACCUCACAGACCUCUGAGAGUGGAGAUGAUAUUGGAAAACCACCAACAACACCCACCGAAGACCCACCAAGUCGCAGCAAAGGCAGGCGUUCCAUUUUCAAAAAGAAAGUCAAAAAGCCCUAUGCCACAGCCAGUGAUUCAGAGCUGCUGGAGGAUUCGAAAAACAAAAAUGCAACUACAGAUGAUGAAGCUGUACCGAAUGCCUCCAGUACUGGUCGUCGACGCUUCAGCAAGUUUCAUCUUGGAUUCAGACGUCCUACAAAGCCUGACCACGAAGAAGAAGCUAUGAGUGAUCCUCCUCCUCUGGAUAGGAGGGAGAGUAAAAGCGAUAUUCAGGCCCCCCGUAUUAAGACCAAGAUGUCCUUCAGGACGGCCAGCCAAGCCACUAUCACCUUCCUCAGUGCCAGAAAAAGAAUUGAGGGUGGGCUGAAAAGUCUGGGAAAGAGGAUGAGUAAGAGAGGAAGUGUGGAUGAAUGGAAACAAAGGGAGACCACUCAAGUGGAAGAUACAGAGAAUGACUCCAUUAUCAUAAAGGAAAAGAAACUAGUGGACAAAUUCUUGGUCAAGUCUGGCAUGUUGAGGUUCUCUUUCCUGCUGGAGUGUGCUCCUCCUGGAGGUAUUCCUGACCCCCAGCUUGUGGCUGCCAUGCUGGAACUGGAAGCUCCAGUAGUAGCUAGGGCAGCAUUGUUACUGGAAUGUGCCCAAUUUAUUCAUCGCUGUAACCAUGGAGAUUGGCCCAAUUGGAUGAGACUCAAUUUGCCAAGUUUCCGGCAGUCAACUUCAGCACUUCAAAACCGAGGCCAGCCAUCAGGGUACAGACGAACCCUGGCUUUACAGAAAUCAGCAGGAAGGAUGUUCUACAAAUGGGCAGAGAAUCUUGGAAGUAUGAUGGAGUACAUUUUAGCCAAAGAAUACAAAGAUCGCUUGAACAUCAUCAGUGAUAUUCACAACGAGUCCAGGAAGAAGGAGCUCCGCAUAUCUGAUGAAGAAGAGGACUUUCUUGAUGAAGGCACUGUUAACGAGAAAGGAUCUGAGUGUCCAUAUGCUUUGAAAAUGGCUGCAUGUUUGGUUCUUCAAGAGAUCACUACAUUCCUUAGGGAGACUUUCAGAGAUCUGCCAAAGGGUCGCAGUGCUAGACAAGCGUGGGACCGCCCAACCAGUACCACUAGGAGGUGGAGCAGUAUUGUCAGCAGCCCAGGGCAUUCCCAGAGUUCUGAGUCCAAUAUGGCUGACAUGCCACAUUCAUCAUCUGCCGUGAUUGGGAGCCCCAGUGGAGACAACAGUAGAAAGAUUAGUUUUGCUGUUUUUGGGGAGAGGUCAGAUUCCCUUCAUAGCAGCACUACCUCCAUUUCCAUGAUGGACCCAUCAGUGUCACCCAACAUCCACAGUGAUGAGAAAAAGGGACGAAAAUUAGCCACCACAAGACCAAAGAUCAAACUUUUCAGAGGAGGAUCUGGAACCAACUCUAGUUUUAGACUGAAGAAAGGAGUACAGCAAAAGCAUGGAAGCAGUUUUAAGAGAUAUGGCAGCCAAAAAUCUCGUAAAGUUAGCAGUCAGUCCCAAUUCUCGGACAGAGGUUUGGAGGAAGAUGUGGGGUUGGAUGACACCGAGUCACUGCUGAGUGAGGAGAAUGAGGGAGGGGAUCACGAGGAGCCAAAUGAUGUGUCCCUAUGUCACAAUAUGCCUUGGAUCAAGGUUGUAGUGCAGAUUGCAAAUCUAUCAAAUUUUAUAUGUUCCCACCAAAACUUUUGUCAUCCAAACUGCUAUGAGCGCCAGAGGAGGUCGUGUUCCAGGCUAGUUACAGGGCUGAAGAAGAUUUAUCAAUCCACGGAACAUGAGGAAGAGGAGAAGAAGCAAGACAUGAAGAAAGACUUCCUCAAAGAAAGGCUGAAGCGAAGGGGGUCAAUAUUUCAACAAACUUCACCGACUUGGAGGAGAGAGAGCACCCCACUCCUAGAGAAGAUUAAGACAGAUGUAUCUAUGUCGAAACUAAAGAUGACCUCUACAUGGAAGAAGGAGGAAAAGCCAAAGGAGGUCAAGGAAGAAUCACCUAUGAUCAAGUACAUUACAUCACAGGCCCAAAAACUUACACAGUGUCCCAUGGGAAUUAUUGCCAAGGCUGCCCCUAUUCUGUCAGAGGAGAAUCUUAUAGACAUCAUUCCGGUGGCCUGGGAGCUGAUUCUAGAGACUGAUCAGGAACUGGCAGCCUCUGCAGCUUCAGUGUUUCUCCUGACCUCUGUCAAGUGCCCAGACAAAGCCCAGAAAUUAAUGGUAAAGGAAAUGCAGCAUGAAGAUACCACUCAGAGAAUCAAUGCUGUGUUAAGAUUUGGAAUCUUGUGGAAAUUUCGUCAGCAAGUUUGGCCAAGAAUGGAGGAUGGAGCAAACAUGUUCUUUAAGGUGCCUCCUCCCAACAUAGAUUUCACACUGCCAUCUCCUACCAUUGGGCUGCCAUCACAGACCGUAGUGGACCCUCCAUGGACUCCUCACUUCAAGGCAAAAAUUGAGGAGGUCACUGUCAACCAGGAGGGCACUAAAUCCUUAGUGACUGCUACAACAACCAGAAGAAAAGAACAGCAGGAGAUGAUUCGGAAGGCUUUCCAGGCAGAAGAAGAACGAAAGAGGGUGGGGCGUGAACGGUUUCCCAUGACAACCAUCCCAGUUAACCAUCUGGCUGCCCAUGAACCAGCCAUUCAUCAUGCCAGUGAAGAACACGAAGAAGCUGUGAUGACAGACGAACUUAGCAACCUGGCUGCUCGGCGUGUAUCAAUGGCUCCCAUCAAUCGAGCUAACUUACAAAGUCGUAGUAUGUCAUGGAGGAAUGGUAGUGUCUAUUGGGCGAGGCUGGAAGGUGAGGAGGAACGGCCAGAACACCUCCAUCACAUGCAGCAGGCCCAGACAUUCUUUCCCUCCUGUAUAUGUGCUGCAGUGCUUCCAAUCAUUCACCUGCUGGCAGACGGUGACGUGAACAGCGAUGGUGUGUCUGUUAACGAAGUAGCCGAGAAGGUCAUUUGGAAUUGUAUGGUGGAGGACCCUGUGUUGUUCCUAAGGCACUUUUUAGAGAAACUCACACACAGAGAUAAACUGGAAGAGCUACUUUUCUUAAUGAGAAAGCUAGUUCUACACUACAGAGAGCUUCCAGCCCAGAUGGCACAUGCUCUAUUUAAUUACCUGAUUGGGUAUGUGAUGUUCUAUGUGAGAUCUCCAUGUGCAGGAAGUCAGGAGGCCAUAGCAGGUGCCCUAGCUCUAGUUUGGCAGGUCAUUCCCAGUGUAGAUGGGAUAUAUUUCAAGGACUUGAAGCAAACAUUGAAAAAGGAACAAUGUGAUCCAUACAUUUUGAUAUCUGCCAAUGUUCCUAGUGCUAAAAAGAUCCUAAUUCACGGUCCUGAUGAAGCCAGUAUUCCAUCACAACUUCCAAUACAUGAGGAUACACAGUUUUCUCAGAUUUUACAAGACAGUCUGGAUUUCUUCAACAUCCCAGAGGAAGACUACCCUUUGUACUUCCUAGUAGAUACCAAAUCAAACCAGAUUCACAACCUGAACUCCUACGUCAGGGACUUUUAUUUCUUCCGCCGGAAUUUUUAUCCUCAGCUGAGUUUGGUUGCCAUAGAUCCAGACAAUGCCAUGGCUUCACUUGAAAGACAGGCCUUUACCUUGAAGUUUGUGGAGAUUGGUAAAGUCCUAUUCACAACAAAUGUUUUGAAAAGCACACCACUGCAUCAGAUUCAGAAUCAUGUAAGUUUUCUUCAUGAAGAAUUUCUGAAGUUGCCCUCGUUUCCCAGGAAGGCCCUGGAGGCUGAAUUCAGUCUCUACAAUGGGAAAGGUGGAGAGGAGAUAUAUGGAUUAGACACCCUACAUAAAUUCUCUUGGGUGAAGCUGAUAGCCACACUGUUUUCUUCAAUGAGCAAUUCAUUUUCCUGGAGCAAUGACCUUCAGUUAUUUCUGAAUGUCAUUAAUGGCUGCAUCAUUUUGCAUUGUGAGGACAUGGCCCUGUUGAGGUACUGUCUGGCCUCGCUGAUCAACACGUCCAGGCACUUCAAACACAUCUUUUCUAUGAAUGGUUUUAUGCAUGUUAUGCCGACACUUCUGAAGACAUACAGUAACAAUCAACCAAACCCUGUGUUGUGUCAGGCCAUCGAGUUUGUGUGCCGCCAGUUCUACAUACUCCACCGGAAGCCCUUCAUAUUGCAGAUGUUUGGCAGUGUAGCCUCUAUGUUGGAUAUGUCCUCAAAAGAAACGGGGAUGAUUGACUAUAGAAAGAUCCAGCCUGACUGUCUGUUUAAACUGUUGCUGUCGCUGGAGAAGCCAGACUGUGCCGACAACCUCAGUGUUUUAGAGUUAGUAGAUGGAAAGAAACCCCUGGAAGCUCUGGACUUCUGUUAUGAAAAUGACCCAGAUCGACUUUCCAUGAUUGAGGUCAUUAACUUAUGUGUGACAGUGAUAGCAUAUGCCCCAGACUCCUUUAGAAGUGUUCAGAUGUUGACCGUCCUAGAGGUUAUUGUUUCUAAGUAUAUCCACCAUCUCAAAAGUGAGACAAUUCGCGUGGAUAAGCCACAUGCUGCCCUGGCUGAAGUGGCUGCCAUCACGGAUGUGGGCAUCGCUAUGAGGGCUCUUAUCAGUUCUUGUGAAUACUUCACCAGGAGCAUGGCCUUACCAAGACAGUUGGAAAAUGAAAAAGCAAAUCCCAAGAGUAUGACCAGCAAUCAUUCACCACUGGGAGGGACAAGUUAUUAUGACGACAGAGAAGACUCUCAUAUUAGCCGCCAUGUGGAAGAGGGAAGAAAGAAACAGUAUACCCAGGAAACGGAGGACACAGAAGUGACCAAUGAGUUCAGGAAGCCCCGGGACUUGUUCCUUAUAGUCAUUGCCGAGUUCUACAGCACCUGUCAGCCUCGUCUGAGGAGUAACGAGUUGAGAAGGAUGCUGGUGGAGGCUUCGUCACGCCCACCCACGGAACUACUGGACCACAAAUCUCAUAACAGAUUGGCAGAAAUAGCAAACACAUUACUGAAAUUAGCACCAUAUGAUCCCCAAACACUAAGCUGUACAGGACUUCAAAGGUACAUGAUGGAAAUUUUACCACUGACAAACUGGAAACAAGAGGCAGUGAGACCUGGAUUGAAUCUUAUCCUGAGGCGACUGGAUCGGCUGUUUAACAAGAUCUCCAAAAAGUCCUCACUCCGGAGACAGGCCGACUGGAAUGCAGCAGCCAAUCUUCUUCAAGGUGUAUAUUUGGCACUAAAGACAUUCCAGUAUAUUGCCCAUUUACCCCACUUAAAGACCUUCGUCAAUGCUCUGCUGGUGAUUGUGUUGGCUGGUCCAGGGGCACCCGUUUUACCAGAUACUACCUCUGGUAUUCAUGGUAGCCAUCGCAGUGAGUACGGUACCGUUUUUCACAUUGUGCCUCCCACCUUCUGCUCAGCUGUGGUUAAACUGGUAGCCAUGCAGAUGCAAGCAUUAGGGGACCAGUUUUCUCUGGAACAGAUUUGUGGAGGAAGUGUUUUUGCCUCCCAUGACAAGUGUAUCAAUAUGCUGGUUAACUUCAUCUUGCCCUUGUGUAUAAGACUGGGAUGUGCCAGAAGAGGUGACACACCCAAGCUGAGAUCAGAAAACGUCUCGUUUGCUUUGACAGUAAUCCUGAAUAUUCUGUGUCCACCUGCAAGGAUGCCCCAGCAACAUCAGCAAAAUUCCAGCUCUAAAUCGACUAUACACCAUUUGUCUUUCACGGAGAAUCACAGGUGUAGCAGUUUCAGUCAGUCGGACAAAAUUCACCGACCGGAAAACCAGCUGUUGCUAAGUGUGGCUUACCUAGGUCUGGAGAUAUUGAUGGUCUGCUUUGAUCGAGUCCUGUCAUCAGAGUGGCACAAGGUCACAAAGAUCAUCCACGAUAUUGGAAGUAAAGGAAAAGUGUCCUUACCUCUGUGGAGAUUUGUGGAUUUUCUAGUCACCCAUAGACCUUCAUGUUUCUUGAUGCUACAGCCAUUCAUUCUGUACAAGAUGAUGAAGAUAAACUGUGACACUGCCCAGGAGUAUUAUCUUCAGCAAGCCAUCAAAGACAAAAUGCAAGGGUUCUCAUUCUCUCAUCCAAAGUGUUCAGCCACCGUGUUACUUCAACUGGCAGUUGACUUACAGCAUCUCAAAGAAGAAUUCUAUAAUGUGGGAGAGAUUCGUUCUAUAGAUGCAGACCUUCCACACAACCAGUAUGAGCAGCGGGCAAGUGUCACAGAGGUAGCUAUUGAUCUGAUUGGAUUAUCACUGGGACCAACUUUGGCAGCUGGAGGAAAAUACUCAAGUGCCACCAUAUUGUCCCAGCCCAGUUCCAGCACAAGUCCUCCAUUUAAAGCUACGGCAGUGGCCUCUAGUAUUGAAAGUGACAGCCCCACACAUAAGGACAGCAAGGCCAGCCGCAGAAUCUCUGCCAAGGAAAACAUCAGUAUUCUGGACAGGUUCCGUAAACCAACCAUAGACGACACAUCCCCAUUGGAUUCCUUGGCACCAGAUUUAUAUUCCUUAACCAGACAACCAGCAAUAUACCGGUCCUCAGACACCAUGUCCAAACAGAGCAGCAUUGAGGACAGCAUUGCCCCGGCUGUGAUGUACCAGACUAAUGAACUGGAAACACCCAAUGGACUUGCCAAGCACACAAUCAGCCCAGAACUAGACCCCAAAGUUCAUCGUCUACAAAGGCAAGAUGUCAGGAGCAGAAAAACUUUUAAGCGCAGGAAAGCCACAAAAGCACCCAGCAUGAAGAGACUGGGUGGUCAAGGUUACGCUGGCGACACGAGUGAAGGAGAGGCUGGGAGCUCAGAGAGUUCUCCUGCUCGCAGAACCUACAGUAUGCGACGAACAAAUCAUGAAGCUACCCCAUCAUACCAAGACAGAUCUUCCUAUGUCAGGGAGAUUUCUCGCAGUCACCAAGGGUUUACAUCACAUCCUGGUUUCCCGGAGAUGUCACGCAUGGUGAAUACACGCUCAAGUUGGGGCAGUGGUACAGAGAGGAGUCGCGGCCAUCACCGCAGUGGUUUGGUCCAAUCAGAGCAUGGCCCCCAUAUGACAGGAGGAGAAGAAAUUAAGACCAACAGACAGCGAUACAUACAGCGCUCCAAGUCACAUGAUGAUCCUCAUGGUGACCUAAAUGCCCCUGCAGGUUCAGCUCGAGGAAGAAUUGCUCGUCAAGGAGGAAGAAUCGUUCACUCGCGCUCUCCAUCUUCUAGCCCAGCCAGAAUUCCAAGAGAAAUAAUAGAUGUGACCAAAGUUGACCAUGGACCCCAUAACUCAGAAUCACAAGAUGUUACCUCGCCUAUUGUGCGACGCCAUGCUAAAAGGGUCAAAUCUCCCACCUCUCCUCCUCUAGGUCAUAGGAUAAGCUCCCCACCCUCCAGUCCAACCCACACUCCACCAUCCAGUCCAACCCACAGCCCUGUCAGAAGUCAAGCCUAUAUUUCACACUACGACUCAAGUGACUCCCUCAAUGCUAAUGAAAGCUCGGCACUCAUCAGAGAUGAAAACGAUUCCAGUCGAUCCCAGUCCUCAGUCUGUAUUUACUUUGAUGACUUUGGGAUCAAGGACACGUUGGUCUGAAUGGAUUACAGAGGACCACACAUUGAGAAUUUGUACAGUUGUUAUUUGUUGUGAUGGUGUGUGUACUACAAGUUGGUGUUUAGCCUUUAGAUACAUGUAGUUUUGUACCAAGCUAGUGAAAGCAUGAGAAUUAAAACACUUAGUUCCUAGUUGAUGUACCAUCAAUAUAGGCAUUGUCGGUCAUGUUUCUAACAGAAGGAAUUUCAAAAACAAUGGGAACAUUUUUAAAGCAUAACAAACAUUUUACUUUGAAUAAAGUGUCUUAUUUAUUUUAUUUUCUUUGCAAACAAAUAUUUUGGUAUUUUUUAGAGAGCAGACAUUGUCACAAUUUUACUAUACAAAGCAAUCUUGCCAUGAUAUAGACAAUCUGUACAUAUUUUGUAAAUGUUAAGCACAUAUCAUUUGAAAGUUCUUUUUUUCCAACUUAGAACUGGUAUUUAGAAUUUGAAAGAAAUCGUGGUUUACAACAUUAACCACUCGUAGAUUUAAUAAUUUUUUUUUACAAGAUAGUGUAAAGAGAAAUGGAACUACAUGUAUUGUAUCAGACACUGAGCAUUUUGAAUUCAAAUAUUUUUUUUUUUGUGCCAAAUGUUUUUAUAGUGCAAUAUUUAUCAAUAAUAUCAAUUUGCCAGUUGAAUUUAAUAUAUAGAGUGCUGUUUACUGCCUUAAAGAUUCUAUAUACAUUUAUGUAAAAAUUUGUUAGAGCAAUAUUGUGUUCCAGGGAUUAUUGUUGUAUGCUUCGUAGCACUCAAAAGAACAUUACCCUUUUAAAAGCCGUUAACCUGAAAUUUUGGGGAAAUUAUUUCCAUGUGCAACAAUAUAUAUAAUUUAAAAGUCAUUUUGCUGUUCCUUACAAGGAAUAACUAGAUUUAUUUUCAUGCAAAGUAUGUGAUCAAAAUCAAUAUAAAGUAUAAUUGAUUAGUAAUAAUGAAUAAUUUUAAAUAUAUGUAUGUGUUCUUCCUAUCUUUAAUAAUGUACAUUUAUACAUCAUUGUACUAAUAUUGUUGAUGGUUUAGAAUAAAAAAAAAAUGUUGUUCA
Messenger RNA from Ostrea edulis (European flat oyster), 12078 nucleotides. RefSeq names its product protein unc-80 homolog. Gene Ontology annotation, biological process: monoatomic cation homeostasis. NCBI's taxonomy places the organism in Eukaryota, Metazoa, Mollusca, Bivalvia, Ostreida, Ostreidae. Bases 400 to 11040 code for a protein of 3546 amino acids. The transcript is spliced from 58 exons. Gene Ontology annotation, cellular component: axon; cation channel complex. The record is from RefSeq and is a predicted model, not a curated record. Gene Ontology annotation, molecular function: monoatomic cation channel activity.